This is a messenger RNA of Trametes versicolor FP-101664 SS1, 1502 nucleotides long. RefSeq lists its product as uncharacterized. The coding region runs from base 192 to 1502 and encodes 436 amino acids. The transcript has a single exon. NCBI's taxonomy places the organism in Eukaryota, Fungi, Basidiomycota, Agaricomycetes, Polyporales, Polyporaceae. The record is from RefSeq and is a predicted model, not a curated record.
CGGGUACCGCAUACCCCUUCCCAAGCUCCCCACUCGCCUCUGCACCGCCUACUCGUCCAGUUACGCCCGCGCGACCACCUCCAUUGCGCAUAGACACGCUCAUAACGGAGCACGGUGUGCCAUAUCCGGAAUGGCGUCUCGCAAUCACGCGCAAAGCGCGACGCGCGGGUCUUGGUGCGGUCGGGCGCGCAAUGGAACUUGUGAUGUUCGGCGACGAAGAGAACUCAGAAGACGAGGAUGAAGACGACGACGAGCUCGAGAUCGAAUGGGCGCGCCGCUUAAGCGCCCUUGAGGCCUCCCCGCUGGAAUACCCACCACGCUCGCGCUCGCGUCCACGGCCCGGACGGCAUGUCAGCGACUCUGCCGUUACAUUCGGCGUUGACUCGAACUCAGCGACGCUGGGCGAAUUCGACGCGCCUCACCCAGUUCCUCCUCUCGCCGACGAUUCGGACGAAAGUGAGGCGGAAUGGGAGGGCUGGCUGGACAUCGCGAUCGCGCAGCGCCGUCGCGAGCAGUCCAUGCUAUCUCGCCGGAUCCACCGCAGCGACACACUUGAGACUGCUAUUCCCGGGGACCCUUACUGGAGCGCCGGCAACGAAUGGGACAUAGACCGUACAGGCUCCCCUUCUCCUGCCUUCACCACGCCUGAACACGAAAACCCAGAUCCGUGGGCGCACGUCCGGUCCCGCGAGCCCAGCGGCAGCGACGCGGAGAUGGACACAGGCACCGAGGGCGAUGGGUCCUCCGUACAUAGCGGCGACCCUGCUCCCAGCGCGCGGCCGAGCUCGUACUAUGGCUACCUCCACUGGCAGCCCGUCCCCAGCUCACGCGGACGGCGCGUGAAGCGCGGCACGGCUGCGAUGGACCAUGGCGGACGGACGCUAUCGAGCUACUCUUCCGUGGACUCGCUGCUGAAACGCACGAUGCGAAGCGCGAUUGGGGGUUCGACGAAGAGCCAAGCCCAGUCGAAGCGCGCGUCCGUCUCCAGUGCGGAGCUGCGUUUACACCGGGGUCAAGGCGCCGCGGAAGCACCUCCUCCGCGCUCUUCGUCCGCCUCUCCGCCGCUCUCGCGCCCGUCGAUGGGCAGCCUGCGCAGCGUUGGGAGCGCGCGAUCACACCCCCUGUCGCCGCUCUGCGCGCCAAUACAAGAUUCAGUGCCUGCCGCAGCGGCGCAUUCAGAGCAGGCGCACCGGCACUUUCAGCAGCAACAUCAUCCCAUUCCGCUGCCGGGCAUGCCGAUGGUCCCGAGCGGGUACACGACGUUCCGGCAUUCUGCGCUGUAUGGACGACGCUCGGCCGCACGAGGUUCAAGCUCUUCACCCACAACACGGACUUCUGGGGCGGGGGCGGGGGGCGAGAGGGACAGCGAGGAACGGCCGCACGCGGGGCUGGCGCACGGGCAGUCGAUGCAGCGGAUGCCGGUCCCGAUGUCGAUGAUGAUGACCACGGUGAGCAGCACCGUGAGCGUGGGGCCCGCGAAGCCUGGCGCGGCGUCGCGAUAG